This is a messenger RNA of Cuscuta campestris, 1157 nucleotides long. Lineage: Eukaryota; Viridiplantae; Streptophyta; Magnoliopsida; Solanales; Convolvulaceae. The record is from the annotation of a GenBank genome assembly.
CCGAUCUCACAAGGUUAAACGUGUUAUUGGUGUUACAAAUAAUAGCAGGAAUGGAAAAUUAAAUAAUCCGAACUUAUAAACCGUUCAGAUUUUACAACGAAAAUAAAAUAAGAAAAAUGGGAGUCUUUAGAAGCUCGAACGCGAACGGACAAGAUCAAGAACACGAUCAGGAGUUCAACUUUGAAGUGAAGCCGGUUGAGGGAGUCGGCGAUGGAGGCAAGGUUGGCCCGGGCCAGGGCUUCGGCUGGGCCAGCAGCAGAACGGCGCCGUUGCACGGCAGUGGCAGGUCCGGCGUUGUCCGACCGCUUCUUGAAGGUUUGGGUGCUGACCGCCCAAAUCUUCGUGGCCUUUGUGAGUGGGCCAACGGUGGUGGUCACCUUGAACCGUUCAAGGAUGUCCAUCACCACGAACGGGUACGGGAGGAGGUGAACGUGGUCGGUGGACGCGGCAAUCGUCAUGUUGAUCAUGACAAACUUUGCCCAAUUGAUUGGGGCCGAGUGCAUGAUCGCAUGGAUGAGCUUGAGAUCUUCACCGGACAUGAUGGUGUGGCCGUGCUUCCUGGGUUUGAUGAUCCGGGAGACGAUGUAGAGAAGAAGACGGCCAUCGGGGUUAGCGGAGUGGAUGGUGGGGCGGCCCGAGGCAUGGCGGAUGAGCUCGGUGAUGCCAAGCUCGUUGAGGAUAAGGCACUCGUUGUUGAGCACCUAGUCCUCUCCGCCAUAGUGAGACACAUCGUCGCCUUGGAAGGGGAGGCCGACGAUGCGCCCAAGCUGCUCCACGGUGAGCUCAAUCGGCGUGCUCUUGACAAGCGAGUAGAGCACGUCGUCCUCACGCCGGAGGUUGGAGUAGAAGGCCCGGAUCAGCGCCGGGUUGAUCUCCUUGCGCGCCCGGGAGACGAACAGCCAAAGGCCGGCUUGAUGAAGCUGUGCGUCAAGGUCGCCGUAGCCCUGCAGCUCCGGGUAGCGCUCCGGGAUGAUCCGUGGGGGAGCCACAACCCGUUUAGAGAAAAAGGUGAGGAAACGGGUGCGCUCCUCCUCGGAAUUAAACCAAAGGUAUGACCCGUCGCCAUAGUAGAGGCGCUCCUCGGAGGAUGAUGUAGGCGCCCGGGAUUUGGACUUUGAUUUCCCGGAAGUGCCUGCCCUGCUCUUGUCUUUGCCCAU